UGGAUUGCCAAUCCUAUCUUUGUUUGUUCCUUGUACAUUAGGAUUGAUGGCUUCUCAAUCGGCGAAUGUUUGGGUGCUGCUGGGGCUGGGUAUCGCCGGCAUCUUGCUUCUUACCAGGAAGCUCAAGCACACUGUCAGACAGGAUUUGGGCGCUUUCAUUCAGAUUAUAUUUGACAUAGAGGGACACGUCUCCACUUUCGGGCAUCCUGAUUGGGCACGCACCCAUGAAGCUGCUUCUUCCACUUCUCCCGUAGUCUCCGCUCUCGUUGAAGGCGGUGCGACCUGCCUUGGUACCACUCUUGUCGAUGACCUAGCAUACGGUAUCAGUGGUGAAAAUAAGCAUUAUGGAACGCCAACCAAUCCUUCUGUGCCUGCUCGUGUACCGGGUGGAUCCUCUAGUGGGGCUGCUGUGGCUGUUGCCGCCAAUUUUGUGGAUUUUUCAUUGGGUAUUGAUACUGUUGGUGGGGUGAGAGUGCCUGCUGGGUUUUGUGGCAUUCUAGGAUUUCGACCUUCAUAUGGUGCUGUUCCUCAUGUGGGAAUUAUACCUAUUUCAACAAGUCUAGAUACUAUUGGUUUGUUUGCUAAGGAUCCUCAUAUUUUGUGUCGUGUUGGCCAUGUACUCUUACAAGCACCAUUUGUAACUCACCGGAAUCCCCGGCAGAUAGUUGUAGCUGAUGAUUGUUUUCAGCAUCUAAAUGUUCCUCUUGAAAGGAGUUUGCAGGUGGUGAUCAAAGCCACUGAGAAGCUUUUUGGAAGGCAAGUAUUGAAGCACAUAAAUCUUGAGGACUAUAUAAGUGCUAAAGUUCCUAGCUUGAAGGAGCACUCUAACCAGAAUACAAAUGGUGAACUGAAAUCUUCAUUAAAAUUACUUGCCAACAUUGCUCAAUUCCUACAAAGGCAUGAAUUCAAACUUAAGCAUGAUGAAUGGACGAACACAGUAAACCCCGAUCUUCAUCCAGCUGUCUCAGCACAAUUACAUGGAAAGUUUGAGGUAUCCGAUGCAGAGAUAGAAAAGUCCAAAUCUGUUAGAAGUGACAUGCGUGCUGCUCUAAAUAUGCUUUUGAAGGAUGAUGGAAUUUUGGUGAUCCCAACUGUAGCUGAUCCUCCUCCAAAAUUGGGUGGGAAGGAGAUCCAGUCAGAGGAUUAUCAAAGCCGUGCAUUUAGACUGCUUAGUAUUGCUAGCUUGUCAGGUUGCUGUCAGGUCACUAUUCCACUAGGAUUUUAUGAUAAGUGUCCUGUUUCAGUGUCCUUAAUAGCUCGUCAUGGUAAUGAUCUCUUUCUACUGGAGACUCUAGAAACCAUGUAUACAACUCUUCAAGAGCAGGCAGAUGUUGCUUCCAAGGCUAAAUCAUCAAGAAAUGUUGUCAGUAAGGAAGAGUCUGCUGAAAUAGCAAAAGAGAAGGGAAACCAGGCCUACAAAGAUAAGCAGUGGCAGAAAGCCAUUGGGUUUUAUUCAGAAGCUAUCAAACUUAGUGGCAAUAAUGCAACAUACUACAGUAAUAGGGCUCAGGCUUAUCUAGAACAUGGGAGUUAUCUCCAAGCUGAGGCAGACUGUACAAAAGCAAUUAACCUCGACAAAAAGAAUGUAAAGGCCUAUUUCCGUAGAGGCACAGCUCGAGAGAUGCUAGGCUUCUACAAGGAUGCAAUUGAUGAUUUUAAAUAUGCCCUUGUGCUUGAGCCAACGAACAAAAGGGCAGCUGCAGCUGCUGAAAGGCUGAGGAAGCUAUUCCAGUAGGCUUAUGGCUGUGAAAUUUGAACACAAGGUCGAAGAAGGACAAAAGAGAAGGGGUUGGGGACUUGGGGGUAGGGAGUAAGUGAUCUUAAUGGUCUUUGUAGGGAUGGACAGUAAUACCCCAGAACCAUUUAGGCCUUGAAAUGAUUGAUUGGUAUGCGGUCCUAGUUGCAGUGCGAUAAUCACACAGGAGUAAUUUGAUAUGUGGUUUCUUGCGGAAAAAAUGAUGAUGAUUCUUUUGUUGUUCACGGCAAAGGCUAAUUAUAGACGUUGAAACUUGAAACGUGUAUUCUUAGGUGUUAUUGACACAGUGACGUGUUAUUUCUAUUUGCUAGAAGGAUCCCCAAUUUUGACCACGGUUAAUUUAGUUGUAUUGUAAUAUAGUAUCAGAUAUUAGUCAAGUAAGUUGGAUGCUUUUUCCCAAUCAAUAAUUCUAUGUUGCUUAUUGUGCA
Messenger RNA from Arachis duranensis, 2184 nucleotides. RefSeq names its product translocon at the outer membrane of chloroplasts 64. NCBI's taxonomy places the organism in Eukaryota, Viridiplantae, Streptophyta, Magnoliopsida, Fabales, Fabaceae. Gene Ontology annotation, molecular function: protein binding. The record is from RefSeq and is a predicted model, not a curated record. The transcript is spliced from 13 exons. The coding region runs from base 47 to 1735 and encodes 562 amino acids.